Penicillium roqueforti is the source of this 1041-nucleotide messenger RNA. Its product is annotated as S-methyl-5-thioribose-1-phosphate isomerase. The transcript has 3 exons. Gene Ontology annotation, molecular function: S-methyl-5-thioribose-1-phosphate isomerase activity. The coding region runs from base 1 to 1041 and encodes 346 amino acids. The record is from RefSeq and is a predicted model, not a curated record. NCBI's taxonomy places the organism in Eukaryota, Fungi, Ascomycota, Eurotiomycetes, Eurotiales, Aspergillaceae.
AUGUUACAGGCAAUCAAGUAUAGCAAGGGCAACCUUGAGAUCCUGGAUCAAUUGCAGCUUCCAUUUGUCGAAGAAUACAUUCCCAUCCGGACUACAGAAGAUGGAUGGCACGCCAUCAAAGAUAUGAAAGUCCGAGGGGCACCUGCUAUUGCGAUCGUCGCAAUGCUUGCUCUCGCUUCGGAGCUAACCUCUGCUGUGGACAGCGACAAGCUUUCACAAUCACCAGAAGAGGUGUGCCAAUAUAUCACAGAGAAGCUUGCUUAUCUGGUGACGAGUAGGCCGACUGCCGUCAAUCUCGCUGAUGCUGCGCGCAAGCUGGAGGCUGUAGUGGUCAACCGCACGAAAGCACCGGGCUCUACUGGCCGCGAAGUCGCGGCCGCCUUUAUUCAGGCGGCAGAGGAUAUGAUGGGAAAAGACCUCGAGGAUAACAAGAAAAUUGGACACAAUGGCGCAGAAUGGAUCGCCGUUCGUGCGUCCAGAGGGAAUUCAAUGAUUACUGUAUUGACCCACUGCAACACUGGCUCUCUCGCCACUUCUGGAUAUGGCACCGCAUUGGGUGUGGUUCGUUCGCUGGCCGAGAAGAGCCUCCUAACUCACGCUUAUUGCACAGAGACCAGGCCCUACAACCAAGGGUCUCGCCUUACAGCAUUCGAGUUGGUUCACGACGAAAUUCCGGCUACACUCAUCACGGAUUCCAUGGCAGCCGCUUUGCUCGCAGAUACCAAAGUGAGAGUGAAUGCAAUUGUGGUGGGAGCUGAUAGGGUAGCAGCAAAUGGUGACACAGCCAACAAGAUUGGCACAUAUGGUCUCGCUGUCUUGGCAAAGUACCAUGGCGUUAAGUUCCUCGUUGCAGCGCCGCUCACAACAAUCGAUAUGGCAACGAAAUCAGGGAGAGACAUUGUCAUUGAGCAACGUGCAGCAUCUGAAGUGACCAGCAUUAAAGGUCCCCGUGCGGGUUCUGAGGCCACCGACCAGAUUGUGAUUGAGACCGUGAAAAUUGCUGCGCCAGGGAUCAAUAGGUUGGAGUUGCAGAGAAGUUAG